AUGGCGUUGAGGACGGAUGCCACCAAGGCGGCGGACCAAAAGUCGCCUCCACUCUCGCUGUUGUUGCCUUGCUACGGCACUGCGGUGAAUGGCAACGCUGGCGCACUAGUCACGGCGGACCAGUGGCUGUGGUACUUCUACCUCACAGCCUGGACGCGCCCGUUCUUUCACUGUACGCCCCCGUUGUGCGUUGCGCCGUCGGGUAGUGGCGGCAACAGCCGCGAGAAGAAUGAAGCUUUUACUCUUUCAUUUGAGGAAUCUUUGGAGUUGAUGGGCCUUUCCGCGGUGGUGGUUCACGAUGUGCAGUGGCGGCAGCGCGGCGCUGAGACGGAGGAGGUUGAAACACAUGUGAAGGCGGCGGUGGCGGAGGGAGCGAGCAACUGUGCAUAUCCCCCACUUCCUUGUGUGGCAGAGUCGUGCUUUGGCCGCGUUCUGCGAGAACUGGCUGUUCGCAGCCAUCUUUCUGUUGUAGGUUCGUCGUCUUGUACCUCCUCUCUGGAUGAGAUGGUACGGGAAGUGGUGGCGAUUGUGCAGCAACAGCAACACCGAAAACAAUGGUGUGUCAAGGGAAAGGCGCCAGAGAGGCUGAUGCAGAACGCCCUGGAAGCGAUGCUGUCGUCAGAUGUUUCAGAGGCACAUUAUUCUCUCUUGUUCGACGUGGAGGGUGUAACAUCCACAGACGAUGACGCGAACAUUGCUGAGACACAUCGCGCGUGUCUCUUCGCCGCGCUAGCGGUGGAAGUCUUUGGCCGUGUCAAGAUGGCGUGUGCCCGCAUGUUGCUGGCGUACGUAAAUCAGAGUUCUGGCAGGACUGCCGCGGCCCGCGCGUGCGGUGUCAUCAUGGGUGUUCUAGAGUACUCCACUGCGUACAGUCGGUUUAGGGAAGAUGGUACAGGGCGCUGCCCGUUGGCAUCUGCUGCGCUUCUGUUGCACAGUCUCGUCGAGCUGCAAGAGGCCUUGGUGCGUGAGAAGAAGGGGGCGGUGUCUAAUUUUCUCCUCGCUACGGCUAUAGUUACCUGUGUACAGGAGCUUAUCUUUGCUAUUGUCGCUGGGGGUGCGACGGCGGCCCAUGCCCCUCUUCCUAUUGCAACGUCUGGUUCACUGAAGCCGAAAAGCGGUAGUGGUGAGCGGCAACAACAACAGCAGGAAUUGGAAAUGUCUGCUCGUCCUGUUGCCGCACGUGCAAUAACCCUUCAUGAGAUAGACGCGCUUAUUCAACACUUCGUGCCCACGCUGCUGCAGCAGGUUGGGUUUGAGUGGCCUUGGUCGGAGUGUUUGCGUAGGGCCACACAGCUUGACAAGGUGCAGCAAGAGAAUGCGGUGACGACUGAUGGGGUGCGAAUAAGCAGUCGUGCCGUAUUUGGAGAGCUUUUGGUAGCCCUCAGUCGCCGCACAUACAUGGCACGUCUCCGGUGUGUUAUUCCACAGAGUCUCGACACGCUCAUCGAUGCCGCCUUCCCUACGAAGCGACAUAACGGCAAUGGCAACGGCGCGCAGAGUGAUAAUGGUGGUGGUAGUGGAGGUCGCAAGCCUUUUUUUGUCAUGCCUGCGUACUACCAAGCAGCAGGGGAAGCAUUACUUGACUUCUUUGAGCGGUCCGGCCUCGGUGGAGCCACCUCUCAGGAAACGGAGCGAGUCCUGCAGCGCAGUACCGACGUGCAGCCGAUGAUUAUUCAGCUUCAGGCGCUUGGUAGUCGCUCGAAUAACAACAACGACGAUGACGACGAAGGGAACAAUGAUCGGGAGUAUGGCGAUGGUGAUACCCGUGAACUACUUCGCACAGUGCGUAUGUCUGAAGAAGAGAAGAACCGACUACUGCUACGCUACCGCUGCGAAGUCCUUCUGGCAUCUCUUGUUGUGUACACGCAACUUCAGACGGUAAGCGUCGUGCAGCAACUCACACGACAGUUAGGGCCUCUCUUUGAGAAACUACUGCUCCCUUUUCUUCAUGAGCCUAUGCUGAGUCGACCCGUCGUUGUGACACGUGGCGGACAUCAUGCGGACGGGGACAGGGUUGCUGGCGAGCCCGUGAUAGACUUCACAGCGGAGUUCAAGGUGCUGAUGGACGAUAUCCAUUAUGAAUUCUACCCGCUGGAGUGGGUGCCGCAGGUGCUGAACGCGUACCUGCGGCGGCACGUCACAGAGGAAGACGUCUCGCCCCCUUUGUUUUACUCCGUAUUUGCCGCCGUGGCGUACCAGUUCGGCCUCGUGCUGCAGGGGAGUCCACAGGGGCUGCGCGGCGGCGAUGGCACCGAACACGACGUCCGCGUAAAGGCGUACCGCUUCUUCACAACACUACUGCUGAACAGCCUCGCCGACACGGUCGCGUCGUCCUGUGACCUGGAGGGCGCCAUGGCAUUGGCGGCAACGCGGCGAGUGGGGGGGCACCGACCUGAUGAAAGUGUUGCCGAGCGGGCGCAGCUGCGGCAACGCGGUGCGGCGUCCUUCCAUGCUGUUGUCAACCCACACGACGCGGUUCUCGCCGUGGCGCAGUGCCUUAUGCCGCCCGAACUUGUGUCGCGUCCGGAGGCGGAUGCGGUCAGCCGCACGAGUGAGUUGUGGCGACGCCGAGUUGUGGAGUGGGCGCAGUCGACAAUGGUCCGAUGGGCAGCUCAGCGGACAGCUGUAACCGCGUCCCUCGUCUCGCAGCGCAACAGCCUCACGUUCGAUGUCGUUCCCCUCGCUCGGGAGGUGAUCCGCGGUGUGCGGCGGCGUCUGUUGGAGAAAAUGCACGUGACGGCGGGCCUCGAAGAGGGUGCAUCUGUGGACCCGUUGCUGCAGCAGCACCUUCUCAGCCUCCAGUCCCUCCUCGGGGAUGUUGGGCUGUUACCACAGCAUUUGCCCCAGAACGAUGCGGUGUGCUCGGCGGCGCAGCUGUUGUGGUCGUCGCCGCUCUUCUCACGCGAGCUGCGCCUUGGUGGCCGCUACAACGUGGACACAUAA
Messenger RNA from Trypanosoma grayi, 2943 nucleotides. RefSeq lists its product as hypothetical. Bases 1 to 2943 code for a protein of 980 amino acids. The record is from RefSeq and is a predicted model, not a curated record. Gene Ontology annotation, cellular component: nuclear cap binding complex. NCBI's taxonomy places the organism in Eukaryota, Euglenozoa, Kinetoplastea, Trypanosomatida, Trypanosomatidae. The transcript has a single exon.